Messenger RNA from Cucurbitaria berberidis CBS 394.84, 1353 nucleotides. RefSeq lists its product as uncharacterized. The record is from RefSeq and is a predicted model, not a curated record. The coding region runs from base 1 to 1353 and encodes 450 amino acids. NCBI's taxonomy places the organism in Eukaryota, Fungi, Ascomycota, Dothideomycetes, Pleosporales, Cucurbitariaceae. The transcript has a single exon.
AUGGAGCCCAAAAAAUCUAGUUCCGCAACUGUAUAUACAGAAAUUCGCACCUCCCCUCUACUUGGCCUUCCCCGCGAGCUUCGCGACCGCAUAUGGGAUCUUGCGCUCGAAGAUACAGAAGUUCAUAUUCGAAAAGACUGCCAUAUCAUCACUAUAGUGUAUCAGAAUCCCAGCUAUGACCAGCCAAGCCCUGAUCAACACAGGGAAUUUAAAUUUCGUGACACCCUUCCGCGAUGGCUCCUAGCAAACCAGCAAACCCUCUCCGAGGGCCUCGACCAGUUCUCGCGAAAAGGCGUGUGUACAGCACUCAUGCACCAGGAUCCGCUGCCCCAACCUGUCCAACUGGAGAGAACUGGAGCGCAUGGAAAUGUUCUUCUCAAUCACGUCAAGGAACUAAGUUUCCAUCUCAAAUUGGCUGUUGUGUCCACCGAUUUUAGCGGCGGUACAGGCGGCCACGUCAUGAAAACGAAGAUAGUACCCAGAUCAAGAAUCGUGGAUGAAAAAGCUCCCAUAUAUCCAAAGCCCAAAUUCGCCUACCUCCUACCCAAUGUAUACAGUGUACAUCUACGGAUUGAUGUGGUAGGACUAGAGCACUACGCGCGUCCUAAACUUAUCAAAAUCGACGCAUCAUUCCUCUGCAGUAUCGGCACAGACUUCACUCGCAUUAAUAUAUCUGUUCCUAGACUCCAACUCCAGGGCACGAACGGAGCAGUUGUACCACAUAUUGCUCCUCUUUACUCAAUGUAUCCCCGCCUCCAGCGCGCUCUCGUUCAACUGGGCGGGCACCUGUCCCGGCACUUGGGUGAACUUCGCCUACCAAAACCAGAAGAGCGGUGGCAGAGCCUAGAGAAUAGAGAAGCACUGUAUUGGCAGGUCAGCGAGCAUUGUGUACACCCGUGCUCCGAGUAUGAGCCUAGCGAGGCUGCAUUGCGGGAUAGCUGGUAUGAGAUCAAGGACCAGAUGGACGAUGAGGUAGGCGAAUGGAAUUGUGAAAUCAACGAGAUAAUGGGGAAAAGAGAAGUGACGGAGGAUGAGGAGAUCGUGCUACAGUAUACUGGAUUGAGAUACUGGAGUGCGCCGGGACACGAUGAAGACUCUCUUGCUGCAACAGUAAAGAUCGUAGCAGAACGGAACUUCAAACGCGAUGUUGUCGCUAGACUUGGGGAGAAGUCAUGGUUCUGCGAGGAGACGGGGGAAGUGGUGUGGGUUGAAGAUGAAGAGAAGGGCGUAACAGGUUACCUGCGGGAUGAGGAUGAGGGACCGCAGCACAAGGUGUUUCUUGAAGAGCCUCCGCAGAGAGAGCGCGUGUGGCGUUCUCGUGUUAGCUGCUGCCUUGGGCUGCGUCGUUCAUAA